Molecule: messenger RNA, 1918 nt
Organism: Amoebophrya sp. A120
Lineage: Eukaryota; Dinophyceae; Syndiniales; Amoebophryaceae
Source: the annotation of a GenBank genome assembly
GGCAAAAUUGCUUGGUUCCGAAGUACUUAGGCGAUCCCUUCCUGUUAUGGUCAAAAUCUCCUUCAAACCGUAAUCGUAGAUCAAGAGCAAAGAAAUGUGAUCCUUCGAGAAGUUCUUUCCAUCAAUACGACCAGAAGAAGUCCAUCGCCUUUGGCUUCUCGUUUUCCAAAAUAUACGAAAACUCAGUUAACGUGACUACCCAAACGCAAUCCACUCUUUUUCAAACACAACCACAGCGACCAGGAGGCGACAGAAAUAGGAUAUGUCUGUACAACUUUCAUAGUCAUUCAUUUUUCUGGCACGACCUAAGUACUACCAGCAUCACAAGUUUAUUUCCCCAGUCUAACAUCCUCAAAAUGUUCAAAGGAUUCUCCUUCAAGAAGACCGCGGCAGACAUCCAGCCGAAAAGAGAAAACGUCGGCGCGCAGUACAAAGAGGAGUCGAAAGUCGAAACCAUAACGACGUUCGACGGCUCGGUGGACAUCAACCUAAGGAACCUACCAAAACUCGACUUUGGCCUAGAUCUAGAGGCGUUGAAGCAGCAGGAUGAAGCGCUCCAGAAGCUGCGGGAGGAGAGGAGGAGAAAAGCGAUGGCAGUGGACACUGACGACCCGGAUAAAGCUGCAAGCGAGAACAAAAACAUCAUCAAUUUGGACACGGAGAGCAAGGAAACAGGUGGGAAAACCACCGACCAAGACGCGGCGGCGGCGAUUCUCGCGGAAUUGCAAAAUAAGGAUGCGAACGGGGAAAUCAACUUGCUGACCAACACGGCGAAGCUAGAAACCAUCGCGCCCAUUAUGGGUUUAGCGAAAGCUGCGCAGGUGGAGAAGGACAACGGCGCAGGAGCUCCUGCAGCGAAUAGCGUGGUCGCAGCUGGUGGUACUGGAGAGACGAGUACAACAAUUACAAAUGCUGAAAACAACAUAAAGACCGACGAGAACCAGAAGAAAGAAGAAGAGCCUGAACAAGAUCCGAAGAUGAAGCUGAAGAAAUCCUUGUUCUUGAACGUCAAAAAACCAACUACCUCCGCUUCCUCUUCCUCCCGGCCAAUUCUGGCGGACAAGGACAAACACACAGAUAAAAAUGCUUCCGCAAAACAAUCCGAUAUGCGGCAAGACGACUUCGAGAACUUACCCAUCCAGGAUUUUGGACUCGCGUACCUCCGCGGUUUAGGCUACGAUCCGAAGAAACACCACGUGCAGAUGGUUGAACAAAACGCGUGGAAGCGAAAGGGGUUAGGUUUAGGGGCACAGGAUGUUCUGUUACCGACGGAUUUUUUGGUAGUACCAGCACCACCCGCAGCAGAGGAGGAGAAGAAGAAGGAGAAAACUGUAGCUAAUGGUGAACAAGGCAAAGAAGCCGAUUCUACUACUUUUGCGUCGAAUAAGCGAAGGAGAAAAAGUAACGACGACGCUGUGAAUAAAACGUGGCUUCUCCCUGGUUUAGUCGUGAAAGUGACCGACGAGAGAAUGAGUGCGAUCUACUGCAAGAAAGGCGAGGUGUUGACCAUCGACACGUCCUCCUCGUCCGGAAAAAUCCGCGCCAGUGUGAAGAUCAAGCAGAAUGUUUAUGAGAAUAUCUCCGAAAAGUACUUGGAGCCAACUUUGCCAAUAGACGCAAAGCAGGCGAAGAGGAUAAGAACCGGGAAUGAGAAGCUGGAACACAGUAUCGUCGACGUGCUGGAGGUGGAUAAGGAUAAGGACUAUGUGAAAAUAAAGUACGUGAAUAAAGAUACUGGCGAAAAGGUGAAAGAAAGUGUCACAUUGCGCGACGUGUGCCACUUUGUCGUCAAAGACGACAGAAGUAAAUGAAGAGCAGCGGAUUGCACGUAUAUUCGUUGCAAAUUGAUAUGAAAGCGACACUAUUUCUUUCCUUAUCGUUAUCCUUUCCAUAGGAUAGGGUACAGCCACGAUCGAAG